AUGGCGGCCGCCCAGGCGCGCGACACGCAGCGCGCGGCGGGCAGGUCCCAGAGGGACAGGCGCGCGAGACAGGCGAGCGCGAGGUCGUGGGGCAGGCCGGGGAGCAGAUCGGCGCACUCGGCGGAGGCGGAGGCGGAGGCGGAGGCGGAGGCGGAGGCGGAGGCGGAGGCGGAGGCAGAGGUGGAGGCGGAGGCGGAGGCGGUCGUCAUACGGAACUUUAGGGCUACGAUAUGUGUCUCGAACGUUUAG
Molecule: messenger RNA, 249 nt
Organism: Closterium sp. Yama58-4
Lineage: Eukaryota; Viridiplantae; Streptophyta; Zygnematophyceae; Desmidiales; Closteriaceae
Source: the annotation of a GenBank genome assembly